UCCUCCUCCUCCUCCCCUCUCGCUGAUGCUGCCUCACCCCAAUUGACUAAAUGGCCGGAUUUAAAUAUUUACCGCUCAAUUUUCCAUCUGUUUUAACUGAAAACCUUGGCAGGAAAAUAUCCUGAGUAGAUUAGGUAAAUAUAAGGAAAAGGACUAAUACCCGAAGGCGACGAAUUGCACCGUUGGGCUCUAUUUCUAACAGUAUAAUAACGAGACCCAACCGGGCAGAUGUACUUGAUCCACUCAACAACAGAAUGGGUUUCUUUAUCAGUUUGAUAUUCUCUUGGUAUUGAGGUGUCCACUUCCAGCCCUGUAUUCCAGUACUUAUCAAGUAAUUGUUUUGUGAACUGUGGUCUUCUUUUGGUCAAAAGUGAUGGCUUUCAUCUUAAGGGCUUCGUAGUACACCUGGUGGCCAAUGUGCUCAGCCCACUUGUGAUAAGAGAUCAGUAAGAUCGGUCUGAGAACUGUUAUGGUUUCACUCUUGCCAUCUUCGUCAACAGGGUAGUUCCGAGGUCUCCAUCCGAGUCUUGUGCUCUAUGAAAACCAGUCGCGUUUACUCUUUUAAAUGACGCAGUGAUCUACUGGCCUGUCCUCAUGACACCUAACUCAGCCAGCUACUAAGUUCACCUUUGCGCAUCGUUUGCUACUGUGUUGGUAAGUUAGGAAGAGCGGAACUUUGGUUCGUGACAGCUGCUGGAUGCCAUACCGAAGACAGUUUGCUAACCCAGAAGUGUCGCCGAUCGUAUCCAUAAAAUCCAAACCCUCCUGCCCUGACCAAGUUAAAAGCGGAUUUAUUCAGCAGGGCUAGACGCUGUAAGCACCCGUACUGUUUUCUGCUGAACUGCGUCUAUCGUGUUUUACGAAACCCGCAUUGCCAAACUUCUGUGUUGAUUGUGUGGAUUUCUUCCUGUGGACACAAUUCCCCCCGAAGCUUUGGUGGUUCGGGCACACAGUAUCAUUCUGGUGGCACUUUUGCCACCGUCCCUCCUGAUGAGCCUGGGUGAGAAUCCGAAACAUCGGGCCAAUCGAUUUCUUGUUCCACAAAUCGCAUAUUAUCCUUUUAAACUGGCGCUUCUCCUGGUUCGAGAAUUCACAGUUGGGGUCAGGUUCUUGACAACUGUCGUUUUUUUGUUCAGUUUAUUUGAGGGAAAUAUAGGUGUUGAACCUUUGAACUCCCUAUUUGUUACAAGGAAGCGAACUAUAUCAAAAAGUUGAAAUGGAAACAUCAAACAGCUACAGAGUGUCUUCAGAUUGGCAAAGUUUUCGAAGCCAGACAGAUAAACGAAUUGUUCCAAUUGCAAAAAAACAUUAACGUUACCAAGUGUGCUGUGCAGUAGUCUGUCUAUGGAUAGUUGUUGCUAUCUCAGUUUCGGAGGGAGACGAAUUAGAUGCCAACACACAUUCAACAGACAUUGGACAAUAAUAAAAAAAGCAAACGUUACUGAAAUACAGGUAGUAAUAUAACAACAUUAACAAACUUUUCGAACGAUAUGCUUGACGUUGUCGGUUAGGUGGCAUUAUGACGUUUGGUGGUACACUGGUCCAACUUGCGCUUAAAAGCCUCGACGGAGGUGGACAUGACGACAUCUGUAGGCAGAGCAUUCCAGGCCUCGAUCACUCUGUUUGAAAAAAAGAACUUCCGAAUGUCCAGCUUGGCGCCAGUUACGCGUAGCUUAAGUGGAUGACCUCGGAGGUUCGUUGUGGUCGCUAACUCAAAGAAAUCAGCAGGUACGAGACAGCAGUCGUGGCCGCGCAGUAUACGGAAUGUUUGUAUAAGGUCGCCUCUUAGCUGUCUGUAACUCAGUGGAAAAAGUCCGAGAUUGGACAAACGUGUUUCAUAGGGUAGUGAACCCUGUCCACUUACGAGUUUGGUCGCCUGCCUUUGGACUUUCUCAAGGAUGCUGAGAUCUUUAGAGGUCCAGGGUUUCCACGCCUGAAUAGCGAACUCUAGCUGUGGCCGUACGAAAGUCCGAAAGACUUUAACGAAGCAGUCCUCAUCGAAGGCAGAGAAAGCUCUCUUGACACUUGGCAUUCAAUUCUUAAACAUCCUUGACUGCCAGGUUUUGCGUCCUCCAUAGAUCUGACUAUAUCGAGUCCACUUUGUGGAGAAGCGGUGAUAGUCUAGCAACGUCCUUGGGCUUAGAGCCCACAAGCGGAUGGUACCGAAUGCGCGACGGCAUUCGGCUACUGGUCAAAAGUCUAAUCAAGUGUGAGUAGCUUGCUUGGGCCAGGCCAAUCGGAUCUUGUACCUGCUGUACGCCUAAGCAACACACAACCACACUAGGAUGCGCCUUCUCGAUCUGUGCUGAAGCAUGUCCCCGCAUGGGAAUCUGGAUGGGCACAGCUACCGCCCGUCUUUAUUAAGGCGGAUCUUAUUUCGUAGCCGUUCCUGCAGUAGACAAGCCCCAAGCUAACCCCUAACCAUAGCCCCUAACCCUAAACCUAACCCUUGACCUCGGCUUGUGGGUAACGGCUUCUCUAAAAUCGUCGCUCCACUGCUCCAAGGUAGCCAAGUCUGCGAUGUCAGUCCUUUAUCUUGUUAAGAGAGCUUUCUCUACCUUCGAUGAGGACUGCUUCGUUAAAGUCUUUCGGACUUUCGUACGGCCACAGCUAGAGUUCGCUAUUCAGGCGUGGAAACCCUGGACAUCUAAAGAUCUCAGCAUCCUUGAGAAAGUCCAAAGGCGGGCGACCAAACUCGUAAGUGGACAGGGUUCACUACCCUAUGAAACACGUUUGUCCAAUCUCGGACUUUUUCCACUGAGUUACAGACAGCUAAGAGGCGACCUUAUACAAACAUUCCGUAUACUGCGCGGCCACGACUGCUGUCUCGUACCUGCUGAUUUCUUUGAGUUAAUGACCACAACGAACCUCCGAGUUCAUCCACUUGAGCUACGCGUAACUGGCGCCAAGCUGGACAUUCGGAAGUUCUUCUUUCCAAACAGAGUGAUCGAGGCCUGGAAUGCUCUGCCUACAGAUGUCGUCAUGUCCACCUCCGUCGAGGCUUUUAAGCGCAAGUUGGACCAGUUUACCACAAAACGUCACAAUGCCACCUGACCGACAACGUCUAGCAUUUCGUUCGCACAGUUUGUUAAUGUUGUUAUAUUACUGCCUGUAUUUCAGUAACCUUUGUUUUUUAUUAUUGUCCAAUGUCUGUUGAAUGUGUGUUGGCAUCUAAUUCGUCUCCCUCCGAAACUGAGAUAGCACCAACUAUCCAUAGACAGACUACUGUACAGCACACUUAGUAACGUUAAUGUUUUUAACUCUUGGAACAAUUCGUUUAUCCGUCAGGCUCGAAAACUUUGCCAAUCUGAAGACACUCUGUAGCUGUUUGAUGUUUCCAUUUUAACCUUUUGAUAUAGUUCACUUCCUUGUAACAAAUAGGGAGUUCAAAGGUUCAACACCUAUAUUUCCCUCAAAUAAACUGAACUGAACUGAACCCUAACCCUAAUCCCUAACAGGUAUGACUACGAAAUAGGAUCUUGCCGAGAUCUCCCUCCAUAAGCUGCUUGUGAUAAUUGAUUUGACCAGCGUGUUGACGGACGUGCCCCCAUGUCUUGCUAAUCAGUCAACCACUUACAAUUUAUUUAUCUGCCGUUCGCAGAAGGAGUACUUAUUCCAAGUUUCUAUGUCCCUCCCGCUCCCCUCUCCCCUAAUCCCAAUUUGAAGAAUCCUGCCUCCCAGAAUGGCGAGUCAACUGUAACGGACACCGAAUUCGCUGGUGAGGAGGAGACCUCAACCGAGGCCGGUGCAUCCCCGCCCUCAUCCAACUCCUCCACAGAACUGGGCUUCAGCUUGGCGCGUUGUCUAGCCAGCCAGGCGCAUCUAACGCCCCUGGCACUUCACGUGAGCCCCGUCUACUGGGGCUGGGACCAGGCGCUGGCCCUCAACCCGCUGCCGAACCUGGUUGUGGCCGUGGAACCGAACGCUGUGGCCGACCUGAAUGUCCCCGCCGUCGCCGCCGCCUGCAGCGCCACGGACCGGAAGGCCAAGGCCGCCCUGCUCGGCGGCUGUCUCUUCUCCAAUCCGGGCCGUUUCGGCAGCGUGCAGACCUCAUCCGUCGCUGGUUCGCUGGCUACUCAGGAGGGUGACGAACAGGCGGAGGGGGAGGAGGUGGAGGGAGAGGUGGCGUCUGCAAUAGCGGCUGACCAGGUGCGACUGGAGUACACCUUCAAGGUUUACUAUCCGAGCAGUCAGACACUGGAGGACAGUAGAUUACCCUCCUGA
Molecule: messenger RNA, 4224 nt
Organism: Spirometra erinaceieuropaei
Lineage: Eukaryota; Metazoa; Platyhelminthes; Cestoda; Diphyllobothriidea; Diphyllobothriidae
Source: the annotation of a GenBank genome assembly